Messenger RNA from Dentiscutata erythropus, 126 nucleotides. The record is from the annotation of a GenBank genome assembly. Lineage: Eukaryota; Fungi; Glomeromycota; Glomeromycetes; Diversisporales; Gigasporaceae.
AAUAGGACCUGGUCCCAUUGUGGAUUUGGUGAAAUUUCAAUUCCUGAGCAUGAGUCUGGUUUAUCAAUUAUGCCUGAUAAAGUUAAUCAUAAUAACAAUGGUGGUAGCUCAACUUAUGUGAAAUAA